AAGGCUACGGCGCAACAAGGCAAAUGAGAAUUGCACUGCUCUAGACUUUUGCGAGGAAUGCAGUUCUUUCACUGCAAAAAAAAUGACCACCUCGUCCAGAGAAGGGGAAAAGCAGAUCCAGCCAGUUGGGGUGGGUCGCGUGGCCGUCCUCGGUUCUUGCGCGGCACGAACAAAAAUGCGCUUCUCCCAAAAGAACCGCGGCCCAAGUAUCCGGGGGAGGACCGGGGAAAGGCAGACGAAACCGCUCAGAGCUAGAUCAAGUGGUGACGUAAUGUUCACUGCAUUACGACGGUAAAAAGAGGAAAGCAGAGUUGUACAAAGACCACCGCCGGCGGAGCAUAAUGAUGAGCGGAAAUAAGACCACCAGCACCGCCAAGGACCGUAGUCUGCUGUGGUCGCUCCGCGGUGCGGCGGUUAUUUCUGCGUGUCACAAAAGGUGGAGAAGGAGAUCAUCAUCGUGGGCACAAAAAAAGCGGCUCCUUUUGGGGCGGUGCGACAGGGAGGUAUUCUUUCACGUUGGUGUCGAGACAACCGGGGAUCCAGACAAAAAAUAUUCAGCGGCGCAAAUAAGCCGCGAUGCACCGGCGGAGCUUUCGCCGCAGUCACCAAGUGAGCCACGAAUUAUACGAAAGACAAGAAGAAGCAGAAGUCGCAUCAGGGAUAAACUGGUUCGUUUUCCUGGUUCUCUUCGAUUAUACACGCUUGUAGCUGCACCGGGCAGGAGGGUCAAAGAGCAUCAAGGACGACGAGAGCUACCACCCGCAGCGACCACCAUGGGGACGCUGCAAGAGCACGUGCGAAAUUGUACUGGCGGAGGUCAACACCACCACCACCACCAUCGCAAAAGGCAGCUACGAGGGAAGGUCGGCUCUUUGUUACCAGGGAGAGCUAGUACCAGCGACGUCUUGGUCUACUCGAGGACGAAAUUAGCUCUACUACUAGUCGCGGCCUUUGCAGCUGCGGCGCUUGUGCUACUGCGAGGCAGCUUUUCUUUGUUCGCGUUUCUCGGCUUCGGACCGCCCCCUCCACAAUAUCCGCGAAAAAACGCCUCGUCGACCUUCUUCUUCGCCGACGCCAAGCGGCUUCGGCUCGGGCGGCGGGCACGGGGUUCAACAUACUAUUCAAAACCGGGAAAGACAGGUGGACCUGACCCCUUUUUCAACUUUCUGGCGGACGCACAGAUGCGCACCCUGCUGGAGGAGGACGGCAAAUUACCUCCGCGCCGUAUCCUGGGUGUAAAAUAAACGUAGCUGCCGUUUCCCCAGUCUUGAUGUCAUGCAAAUCUGCAUUAGUAUGGUAUCCAGAAGGUGUCUCAUACGCAGUCCCAUGACCACAAGCAUUUUCUAAUGCUGUUUGCCUUUAUUUGUCUUUGUCAUUCUCUAAUCAGGAUUUAAUUCGUAUUGCGGCCACGCUGGCCAAGCCCCACUCUAGUGCUCGGGAAAGCCGAACUUUGUCAUGCCAAAGCCCUAAAGCUGCUUCAUUUGUGUCCUGCAGAUUGUUUUGUACCUCGUAAGAGUACUUCUUUAUUACACAGGAUACGCGCGUCACCAAGUGGGUGCGUCGAGCAGACCAGCGAUGCGCGUUUGAAGAAGAUGCUAGAUGAGAAGGACAAGUGGCGCAACAGUAUGCCUGAGGGCUUCUGGACGGUCGACGCGCGGCAGGUGGACGGCAUCAAGAUCGGAUAUGGAUGUGUCAGAGUUGAAAUCGACAAAGUUGAAAUAAUUUGUCAUGCAUAAAACGGAUACCAGUUAUGCCUACAGUUUGUAGUCGAUGCAUGACAAAUCUUCCCGGUCCUGGAAGCGUGUCUGUCAUGCGGUUUAGGGCAAAAGACCUGCCUUCUGUCAUGCUAGUCAGAAGUCCAACUUUUGACCCUUACCAGGACCAUAAUCUGCCUCCCGUGCGUCCUCUCCAAUAGAGUCACUUUUUGUGUCGCAUUUUAUGCAUGACAAAUCAUUUCAACUUUGACGAUUUCAAUCCUGACAGUUCCACAUCGGACUGGAAGCGGAGGUCCGCGCGACCACAAAGUCGCGCAAGCUGAAGCUGAGUUCGGUGACCAUUCCCACCUGCGCGUUUGCCACCCCCACGAAGCUGUACUGCCUGGCGCAGGUGGAUGUGAAGCGCUCGACCAACUACGCCAAGAAUGUGGAUUUCGUGCGGUCUUUGUAUCUGAUCGAGUACAACGACCGGUGUGGGCCUUUUUUGACCGGUAAUCCUAGGGAUGCCGCGAAGGGCAGGCCGGGUGAUAAACCGCUCACUUCUUUCACGAGCGGCGACGAGAAAGUGCAGCAUUUUGGGCGCAACGCGCCGCUGGGGCGGAGCGGGAAAAUCCUUGGGGGGUCCGACACUUCGGAGGAUCCUCUUUCGCGCGGUGGAGAAAACCCGGACUCGCUGGGCCCGACCGGUGCGGCCGGUCCGGACGGCGCCAAGUGGAUUUUUGACUGCGCAAAGAUGACCGAGUUCCGCUUUUCCUCCAUCCAGCGGAGCCCCGGGGAGCCUAUGCACAGGAAACAAAUAGGUUUUUGUGUCUGGAAAGGUGUUGUUGUCAUGCUAAAUCCUAAACCCCAAACAGAUUUUACAGUAGUUAGCAGUGCAUGAACAGUUUUUGGAAAGGGAAUCCUGUGUUUUGCAUGGGACGGAGCGCAUUUUUGUAAGAAGUACAUACAAGCGACACGACCCUUUCGCCACAUGCAUCCCAACCCUCUACGGCCGUGUCAACAGCAGGCAGGCACUACAAAAUCUCGAAUCCUCCAGAUGAACACCAGACCACAUACUUGCAAAUUUCAUAUCCCCGGAGGGUGUGCGCUUCGAAAACAAGGGUUCCUUCCGGUGCGAAUCGUGGGGCGAGGUGAUCCGGGCGUGCGCCCACUGCAACACACUGUUUCGCCGGAUGACCUUCCGCACCGCGAACAUGCCGACUUUUACGGGCAGCUUGAUUACCGGAUUGCAUUACAACACGCUUCCGCGCUUGGCCCCCGCGCGGUCGGAGGACGGCCGGUUUUUGCUCGCGUGGCUCCCCCGCGAGCGGUCCCUGAUCGGGUGGCAGUCCACCCGCGGGUGGAAACUGAUCUGGAAAACGCGGCCGAUAUCCCGUGUAAAAACGUGUUUAUCCCAGAGUUGUCAUGCAGAUUUGCAAUGACAAAAACAUUUGUGAUGCGCGUCCCCAUGACAGGCAUUUUUAUUUCCAAUCGUGUCUUGGAAUUUGUAAUGCUGUAAACAGGAUAGGCAGCUGGAUUUGUAAUGCUGGCGUCCUUGCUAACCUGCACUACGCUACGGACUGCAACUUGUCAUGCGUGACUCCCAAAACUUCUAGGUUUGUGGUGCAAAAUCCCCACUAUCUUGCCUCGGGGGUGGGGACGUUUUUGCUCAGGAUAGCCGAGUGAGAAGAUUCAGAUCGUGCGCAUGAGUCUGGUCGGUUCCAAAAAGGAGAUGGUGUGGCUUGUGUCUUUGUACAUCAACAAUUCUCCGCACAUUCUCCACUUCGAACCCUACGUGUGGCUGACGGAACAUUGGGACCGGUUUUUGGACCUGGAGUGCAUCAACUUUCCCUCGGAGUACCUGCAGCAGAGCCAGGGCGCCGCCGCUGCCUCGGGAGGUGGUGGUGCAGGUGGUAACGCCGCGGGAAUAAACGGCGGUAGUAGCAGUGGCUACAGGCUGAGCGGGAGCAAGUAUUGGGAGCGUUUUGGCGAGUAUUACGAGUGCGCGAAGAGCUCGCACGCGGUCACGGACUUCAAGGAUUUCCUGCGACAGCAGUCUGUAUGGAUUGCAAAAAUGUCUGGGUCUGGAAGGAUGCGAACUUGUCAUGCGUGUUGCGGAUCAUACAAAAAUCUGUGUUGCAUGACUUGCAAAAGGUCGCCAUUUCUGGCCAUGCUGAGAGGGCAUUUCUCAUGCAGAAAAGGCAUCACCAAGGGGCUGCAGAACCUGUGAUGCUAUCCCCUGCAUUCCAGCCUUGGUGGAGCUUGGAAAAACUGCAUGACAAAUCUCGGAAUCUUCCCGACCCAGACAUAUUUGCAUUCCAUAGUCUGCGUUUGCUAACAAGCGCCGCAUCGAGGCGCACAACUUCAAGCGUAUGUAGUGCAAAACUAGUACAACUAUCGUACUCAUUGCAUGACGACCGAUCAUCUGGUUUUUCUAAAUGCUAUUACGAACGACACACAAGAAGGUCCAUUCUUCCUCUCGGAAAAAAAAUGUGAAUAACUUUAUGCCACGUACAUCUAGUAGUACGAAAGCUUUUGGUUUUUUCAGAUGCAUAAGGCCCGUGUUGCUGCAGAACGCGUGCCAGCAGCUGCAGCGGGCGUACGACUGCCAGUUGGAGCGGCCGUGCAGUUUCUUCAAGGAUCCGAGGCUGCUGAAGGCCCCCCCGAAAGUGAUGGACCCCGAGUUUCGGUUUGCGGAGUCUAUGCCGUCUAUGUCCAUUCUGAAGCCGAAAGAGGAACUGGCAAGCCCGCGACGAGGCGGUGGAGCUCGUGCCCGAACCACGACGGCGAUGUUGCCCCCCCAGAUGACGGGAGCGCAGACCGGAAUAAGUGGAGGACCACCUCCACCUGCAGCGCAAAUAGAAACACCACCUGCAGCGCAACAGGAAAAUAAUGGGGCGAACGUCAACGGCGCUGUGGACGCGUCUCUUCCCGACGCGGGAGAUGCUGGUGACCUAUCAAUUACAAAUAUGUCUGGGUCUGGAAAGCUGCAAGAUUUGUCAUGCAUCUCGGGGACCACGACGCACAUGGUGUGCAAUGCACACGAAAGCAUCAGAGAUUGUGCGAGACCUACCCCAUGCCUAUCCCGUAUGAGAAAUCCGCGUUUUGUCCAGCAAGAAGUGUGCAACUUUUGGUCUUUAUGCUAUACAGAUUUCUUUGUGCUUGAGACUUUAUAUUUGCAAUGCAUACGACCAGCAGACGAGCGAGCUACAGAUGGAACAGGAAGGCUUCGAGGAAGCGAAUGAAGUGGGGAAAAAGUCGUGGUCACAAAAGGAAGUCAAUCGCGCGACGGAAGGGGCCGCGCCUGAUAAAGUAGGUGCAAACGUCGAAAAUGAUCGUGCCCCGUCGAUAGCAGGAGAAGCUUCGGGUGGUCCAACUGUUACACCGUCUGCUAUACACGACAAUGAAGACGAGGAAUUUGUGGAAGAGCUGACGGAUUUGCUGAGGGAGUUUGAGAAACACCAGCGUCCUCCGGUCGUAGGGAACACGAACGGUGAGCAGGGUCGUACAGAAGCUGCAGCUGGCUCUUCAUUUAUCCAAGACAGCUACUUCGCUGCGCCCGACGAGCUGCCCCAAUCGACUUCCGCCGCGGCGCAUAUGGAAGCGUCAGGACCGAAAUCAACAAAAUCGAAAUAACUUGUGAUGCAAACAAUCGAUACCAGUCGGAGCCUGAGUUUCGAAGUGGUGCAUGACAAAUUUCGGGAUCACCAUAAUCCAGUCUGUCAUGCUGUUUGGGCAAAGAAGACCACUCCUGUCAUGCUACUCGGGCAGCGCAUCACUUUCCCCUAAACAGGCUCACAAUCGGCCUCAUUUGCCUGCUCCCCAACACAGGCCAUACGUGCCCUACAUUUUAUGCAUUACAAGUUUUUCGAUUCUGUCGAUCUCGAUCCUGACAUUCCCAUAGCGCAGUUUCGUGAGUGCAUGGAGGCCUCGCAGGAGCUGCACUGCAACUUCCAGUAUCAAAUGCAAAAAUGUCUGGGUCUGGAAGAUUGGAACACUUGUCAUGCACAUUUUGCAUGAACGAUUAUGACUGUACUGCAUGACCUAGCAUCAGAGAUUUUACGAGGGCUUCCUGAUGCCUAUACCGCAUGAGGAAUACCCCCUCGGCGUAGCAUAAACUGGACUCCUCUUGCGCCCUCAGCAAUACAAAUUUUUUUUGAGUCCAAAGACAGCAUGACAAGUUCCAUCCUCCCAGACUCAGACACUUUUGCAUUUGAUAUCCAGUCCUUGCUGCCCAACAUUCAAAUCCGCGACGUGGAAUUGCUCCGCCCGAAGAGCCACAACCGCUAUCUGGAGCACAAAAAGGACUUCUUCAAGAAGUACCAAAUGCGGAAGCUGCAGGUGCAAACCUCUGCCGGUCCGAACAAAGGAGCUUCAUCCAGUGGGGCGGAUGACUUCGAGCACGGCCACGGCCGCAGGGACGCGGACGGUGCGGAACUCGAUGAUCCGACGGAAGAUAGCCGCAAUAAGGAAACCGACAUCCGUCAGGCCUCCGUGCAUCCGUCCCGGAUCGAUACGAGCUGUACGUUAUCAAAUGCAAAUAUGUAUGGGUCUGGAAAGAUGCGCGGUUUGUCAUGCUUGGCUAACAUGGCGGGUAUGGUGGGGGCGAGAGGCAUGUAUGAGUUUUGCGAUGUAUUGGCAGAAAUACAUCGCAAAACUCAUACAUCAUACAUGGAAGAUUUGCGGAGAGCGCGACGGUUUCCGUGUACGAUGUACAAUGUAUGAGGUGCAAUACAUCAAUGUGCAACCCAAUCUCAUACAUCGUACAUCAUACAUUGUACACGGUCCAGUGUAUGAUGUGCGAUGUCUGAUACAUUGUGCAUUGAUGUAUCAUACAUUGUACAUCAAUGCACGAUGUAUGACAUUGAUGUAUCGUACAUCGUACAUUGAUGUAUCGUACAUCGUGCAUUGAUGUAUCAUACAUCGUACAUUGAUGCACUGUACAUGAUACACGGCACAAACAUUGAUGUACUGUACAUGAUACAUGGUACAUUGUACAUUGUACACUGGCUGCAAGUCGGGGCCGCAGAUGCGGCUCCGCUCGGACCAACCGGACUUUGCAACUGCAAGUCGGACCAGCAGAUGCGGAGGCGCCGGGGCCCGGCGCCUCCGCGCGGACCAUCAACUGGACUUAUUUGCAGCUGCAAGUCGGACCGGCAGUUGGGGAGGCGCCGGGGCCCGGCGCCUCCGCUCGGACCAGCCGGGCCUUGCCGCUGCAAGUCGGGUCAGAGGAUGGGAAGGCGCCGGGGCCCGGCGCCUCCGCUCGCACCAGCCAAGCUUUGCCGCUGCAAGUCGGGCCGGCAGAUGGGGAGGCGCCGGGGCCCGGCGCCUCCGCUCGGACCAACCGGACUUUGCAGCCGCAAGUCGGACCGGCAGAUGGGGAGCGAGGCGCCGGGGCCCGGCGCCUCCGCUCAGACCAACCGCGCUCUGCAGCCGCAAAUCGGACCGGCAGAUGGGGAGGCGCCGGGGCCCGGCGCCUCCGCUCGGACCAACCGCGCUCUGCAGCUCCAAGUCGGGCCGGGAGAUGCGCACCCGGCGCCUCCACUCGGACCAGCCGGGCUUUGCGGUUGCAAGUCGGAGCGGCAGAUGGGAAGGCGCCGGGGCCCGGCGCCUCCGCUCGGACCGCCCGGGCUUUGCUGCUGCAAGUCGGGGCCGCAGAUGCGGCUCCAACCGGACUUUGCAGCGGCAUGUCGGACCCGCAGCUACGGAGGCGCCGGGGCCCGGCGCCUCCGCUCGGACCAACCGGACUUAUUUGCAGCUGCAAGUCGGACCGGCAGAUGGGAGGCGCCGGGGCCCGGCGCCUCCGCUCGCACCAACCAAGCUUUGCAGCUGCAAGUCGGACCGGCAGAUGGGGAGCUCGGACCAGCCGGGCCUUGCAGCUGCAAGUCGGACCGGCAGAUGGGGAGGCGCCGGCGCAGCUGCGCCGGCAGAGGAAGUGCCGGUGCUGGUGCUCUGAGUGGUGCCAGCAGAUUCACCGGCCGGCGCAGCUGCGCUGGCAGGAAGAUCAGCUGCUGAGCUCGGAGCUCCAGCAUCAAACAGCUGCUUCGCUUGCCAACGCAGCUGCGCUGGCAGAGCAAGUGCUGGCGCUGGAGCUCUGAGUGGGGCCAGCAGAUCCAGGGAAGUCAGCUGCUGAGCUCGGAACUCCAUCCUCACACAGCUGUUUCGCCUGCCGGCGCAGCUGCGCCGGCAGACGAAGCACUGAUGCCGGAGCUCUAAGUGGGGCUAGCUAGCAGAUCCACCUGCCGGCGCAGCUGUGCCGGCAGGGAGGUCAGCUGCUGAGCUCGAAACUCCAGCAUCAAACAGCUUUUUCGCCUGCCGGCGCAGCUGCGCCGGCAGAGGAAGUGCUGGUGCUGGAGCUCAGAGUGGUGCCUGGCGCAGCUGCGCUGGCAGGAAGAUCAGCUGCGGAGCUCGGAGCUCCAGCAUCAAACAGCUGCUUCGCCUGCCGGCGCAGCUGCGCCGGCAGAGAAAGGACUGGCGCUGACGCUCUAAGCGGGGCCCGCAAACCCACCUGCCGGCGCAGCUCGCUGCGCCAACAGGGAGACGAGUAGCUGCUGGGCUCGGAACUCCAGCCUCAUUCAGCUGGCCAUGUAUGAUGUGCCAUGUAUGAUGUAUCAUGUAUCAUGUGCCAUGCAUGAUGUGCCGUGUAUGAUGUGCCAUGUAUGAUGUGCCAUGUAUGAUGUGCCAUGUAUGAUGUACCAUGUAUGACGUACCAUGUACCGCGCACCGGGUACGCUGUGCCAUGUAUGAUGUAUGAUGUAUGAUGUACGAGGUACAUACAUCGCAGAAUUUGCGAUGUAUGAUGUACAAUGUAUGAUGUACAAUGUAUGAUGUACAAUGUAUGAUGUACAAUGUACAAUGUAUGAUGUACAAUGUAUGAUGUACAAUGUAUGAUGUACAAUGUAUGAUGCACAAUGUAUGAUGCACAAUGUAUGAUGUACAAUGUAUGAUGUGCAAUGUAUGAUGUGCAAUGUAUGAGAGUGAGGUCGUUCUCCGCAAAUCUUCCAUGUAUGAUGUAUGAGUUUUGCGAUGUAUUUCUGCCAAUACAUCGCAAAACUCAUACAUGCCUCUCGCCCCCACCAUAUUGAACAUGGCUCUGGGGUCUGUCAUGCACGUUGCCCAACAGCCCCAAUGCUCUGUGAUGCAGAAGCUCACUUUGUCAUGCAGAAUAUACAACACUGAGGCAGCUCUAAAACUUGUCAUGGUUGGCGGCCAAUUGAGGCGUCCUCGUCCUCUUUCUCGACCAGCAUCACAAGUUUCCAGACAUCCAGGAGGGAUAUUUGGCGCACUGCAUAAACGUUUCUCAAGGGUGGCGAGCUCGUAAACGGGUACGACGACGCCGUCGAGAGCAAGGAUACGAACAAGCGCCGGGCGGUGGUGCCCUGCGUGGGGGUGGGGCUCACGGCCCGGCUGGAGACCUUCUCCGAGGAAGAUAUGUUCCCCGACGGCUUGGUCAGGUUCGUGAAGGUAUAAUGGAAAAUGAACAUGUGCCUAUCUAUGUAGUAAAAAGAUGAAUAUUAACAACAAAAAAAUGUGGCCACGUUUCAGUUUGAAUAUGGGUUUGCAUGUAGCUGCACGAAGACCAGCACAUGAAAAAAAAGCUGCAAAAUAAAUGCUUUGUGCUUCUCGUGUGUGGAGGUCUGGGUUGCAAAAAACUUCCUGCUGAUGUUGAAAAAGGUUGGCCUCUUCUUCGGCUGCGGGUGGAUACUACAGUGAAAAAUGCCCCCACCCCUGAACUUGCGAGCAUUGGUAUUGCAAACCCUUCCAAUGGAAACAUUCCCCGUCUUGCAUAUAUCAGCAUCACAGAUUUUCCAUGCUGAAUAGCUCAAAUACAAAUUUGUGGCGCAGAGGAGCCCAACAGCAGGCGGAUCUGUUAUGUGAGAGAUACCUUGCGCGCUUAGAUUCUGCAUCAGAAAGGACUCGCAGUCCUUUCAUGCAAGACAAAAAGCUUCCAUUCGGAAACUUUGCAUGAGAAAUUCCGGGGUGGUGGCGUUUUUCAUUGUAAUAGUGGACGCCGUUUAACGACUUUUCCUACCCGCCACGGGUCGUCGAGUUUUAUUCCAGCCGGGAACUGCCAAACUGGCCGCGGGCCGCGCACGGGCGCAUUUGGCUGGCCCCGGAAACCCGCGUCGGCGGGCGGCUCAAGGCUCGAUUCCUAGCGGGCUACGCAGGCGGGCCGGGGGCGAUGCGGCAGGGAAUGACGGGCGCGUCUACGGUGCAUCCUGUCACCAUGCUGAAGAACCGGCAGAAUGACCAGAGCGUGGGACGGAUCGUCGCUACGAUUGAGACGGAUGUGCAGAAAAGCGAACGCAUGCUGUCCACGCUCCGGAGCCGCAACAGGGUCAACAGGGAGGGCGUAUCAAAUGCAAAUAUCUACUCCGGGUGGUCUGGAAACUUGUGAUGGUAAAAUGUGGAUGAUUGAAACACUUUCGAAUGCAACCAAGCAUGACAACUUUCUACCGGCGCGCUCUCGUCUCAUAUGCAGCUCGCGUGAGAAGCUGCGGUUUUGUAUGACGCACGAGCCUGCGUUUUGUGUUGGUCAUGCAAAAAAGUACAGACUCCACAAGAAAAAUGUAAGACCAGCAUUAGCACAAGUUCAAGUUCGAACGUUCCAGAUCCCUGCAUUUUAUUUUAUGCAAUGCAUAGGUCGUGCGGGCCACGGAGGCCGUCAUGGAGCUGAAGGAGGAGCACCAGUGCGACCCGUCCGCGGCGCUGCGGCGCAUCGUCUUCGAGGUCAGCGCCGUAUGACAGUGCACAACACAACUCGUCCCCUUCCACUUCCUCCUCAUCUGUACUAUGGCAAGAACUACAGCAACACAAGCAACGGCAGCUACGUGGCUUCCGCAUGACAAUAAAUCUGCGCUUGGGUCAGAGUACUGCUUGAGCUUGUUCCAAAAGUUGGCAUGCAGACACUGCCUAAGAGCAGGAUGUCGACUUGGUACUAUUUUGCAUCACAAAUGAGGGGAAGUAGGGGGGGUUGGGCACUCUGAUGCGCCGGGACGUCUACGGAAUCGGUCACGGACACGGCGACCGGGACCACCUACGAUGGGAAGUGGCGGACCGUGAUGCAGCUGCCGCACGUAUCUUAAGUAAACAGGGCCGCAUCGUCCCACGACAUUCGUCAGGCAAAUUUGCAGUUACAGAAAGAAUUGUAUAUCCGCAUCCCCAUGAGUGGAAUUUGUAAUGCUGUAAACAGGACAAGCAGACGCCUUUGUGAUGCUGCUGCACUUGCUCUAUUGCAUUAAAAUACAGAGUGAAAGAACUUGUCAUGCGUGACUCCCAAGAAAUGUUCUUGCUUUGUAAAAAUGAGGGACCCCGAUCGCGAUCUUGACUCUGGUAAGGUCGUGGGGAAGAUGUUUUUACACAGGACAGCGCGCCGAGUCUUUCCAGGCGCCUUUCUCGAUGUUUGGGUUUGUAUCCUGUGCAAAAGUAUCGUACUCGUAUAAAUGCAAGUCUUCCGUGACAAAUAUUUUUCUGAAGGUAAAACCGCACUACAAAUUUUAUUUCUCAUGCUGGGAAAAUUUGUAAUGCAUUUAUACGAGUACGAUAGUUUUGCAAUUCAUAGUUUGACCUGAUCAACGACUUCGUCCUGUCGCGGUACGUAUCAAAUGUAAAAAUGUCUGGGUCUGGAAGAUUGCCAGGUUUGUCAUGCACAUUUUGCAUGACUCCUGAUGUCUGUGAUGCAUACCCUAGCAAUACAGAUUUUCUGGGGGCUUCUUGAUGCCUAUUCCGCAUGACAAAUUCCUUCUCAGCGUAGCAAAAAUUGCAUUCCGUUUGCUACUCAUGCAAUACAGAUUUUUUUGGAAUCUAGAUACAGCAUCACAAGUUGCAUUCUUUCAGACCCAGACAUUUUUACAUUUGAUACUCGGGGCAGACGAACCACGUCGGACGGCAGGUACUGUACACCGUGUCCACGGAUUUGGGAAUCAUGACGCAAACCUAUGCUGAGCAAAAAUGACUCCACCCCAUAGUCAAGUUGGUAAAUCUGCAACACAAAUCCCCAAGUCUUGGGAGUUGUGCAUGACAAGUUUUCAUCUGCAGUGUAGUGGUGGUUAGCAAGGGAAGCCGCAUGACAAACCCACUUUUUCAUUCUGUUUACAGCAUGGCAUCAUGUGCCAAAACACGACUGGAAAUGCCUCUCAUGGAGAUGCGCACUACAAACGUUUCGGUCAUUGCGCAUUUGCAUGACAGCCCUGGGCGGCUGGGGACGUCUUUACAUAGGAUAAAACCGGCAGCGACCUGCGCGUGUGGGAUCACCGGGUGUCUCUCUCGUCCCUGACCGCAGAGUUUAUCUCGCCCACCGCGUUGUCCGUCCGUGCCUCGGCGUCGCACCCACGGCUGCGAAUCGGCUGCGAAUUUGA
This is a messenger RNA of Amoebophrya sp. A120, 12052 nucleotides long. The record is from the annotation of a GenBank genome assembly. Lineage: Eukaryota; Dinophyceae; Syndiniales; Amoebophryaceae.